AUGGCUCAAAAUACUCAACAAUUUGGCAGUAGAAAUGAUGUUAAAAGAGUUAAUGAUGUGGACUUAAGUGGAAUUAAAAAUCAAUUACAAGAAAAUGCUCAACAAAUUGCUGCUUUAACCACCUUAGUGUCUAAAAUUGUUCCUGGUAAUGAGUCUACAGCUAGAGUAUGUGGUGUUUGUUCUGAUUUUUCUCAUGCUACUGAUGAAUGUCCUACUUUACAAAGUGAAGAUGUUAAUGCCUUAGGAGGUUUUCCUGGUCAAUCUCAAAGGAAAUAUGACCCUUUUUCUAAUACUUAUAAUGAAGGUUGGAAAGAUCACCCUAACCUUAGGUAUGGACCUAGACCACCAUUUUCUCAUUCUAAUCAAACUAGGCCAUUUGUUCAACAAAAUUCACAACAACAAUCUGGUUCAUCAUUAGAGGAUUUAGUGAAACAAUUGACUACCCAAAUUGGACAAGUUCAUAGUCAAGGUGUUCAAUAUCAAAAGAAAACUGACACUCACCUACAUCACAUAGAUACUCAAAUAGGUCAAUUAGCACUUCCCUUAAAUAGAGAAAUAGAGAAAGAGGUAGAAGUCAGACCUAAGGAUGAUGUAGCUGGUGAGAGUAAGGAAAAACAUGAUACAGAAAGUGAGAAAGAACUGGAAAAGAAGGGUAAUUUUGAUGUGAAUUAUGAUGUUUCUCGUUUUAAAGAUAUUCCCCCUUUUCCUUCUCGAUUUGCUAAAGCUAAGAAGGAGGCCCUUGACAAUGAAAUACUUGAAACAUUUAAGAAGGUUGAAGUGAAUAUCCCUCUUCUUGAUGCUAUUAAACAGAUACCUAAGUAUGCUAAGUUUCUAAAAGAACUUUGUACUAACAAAAGGAACUUCAAGCCUCGUGAAAAGGUAAGAAUGGGUGAGAACAUAUUUGCUGUAAUUCAAAAGAAACUUCCUCCAAAAUGCAAAGAUCCUGGCAUGUUUUCUAUCCCAUGUAAAAUUGGUAACACUAAAUUUGAAAGAUGCAUGUUAGACUUAGGUGCUUCAAUUAAUGUCAUGCCUAAAUCUGUAUAUGAUACUUUGAAUGUGGGUCCUUUGUCUAAAACUAAUGUUGUUAUCCAAUUAGCUGAUAGAUCUAAUGCAUUUCCUAUGGGAGUUUUGGAAGAUGUACUUGUUCAAGUGAAUGAACUAGUUUUUCCUGCUGAUUUUUAUGUGCUUGAUAUGGGUGAUAGAUCUGAUAGUGUUCCUUUAUUGUUGGGUCGUCCUUUUCUAAAGACUUCCAAAACUAAAAUUGAUAUUCAUGAAGGUAAUUUGACAAUGGAAUUUGAUGGCGAAAUGAUUAAAUUCAACAUAUUUGAUGCUAUGAAAUACCCUAAUGAUAUCAGUAAUGUUAGUUCUAUAGAUUCAUUUGAUGCAUGUGACUGGAUGGCUCAGGAUGUUUUUGAUGAGUGGUGUAAAAAUCUAUUUGAAAAUGGUGUGUUUGGUGAUUUUAAGGAAACAAAAAUGGUUGAUUCUUUUGUAGUUUCAUCUGAUGUGAUUUAA
Chenopodium quinoa (quinoa) is the source of this 1512-nucleotide messenger RNA. RefSeq lists its product as uncharacterized. The transcript has 2 exons. The coding region runs from base 1 to 1512 and encodes 503 amino acids. The record is from RefSeq and is a predicted model, not a curated record. Lineage: Eukaryota; Viridiplantae; Streptophyta; Magnoliopsida; Caryophyllales; Amaranthaceae.